CGCUCGGGGCUCCUGGCAAGCGCCGCUCGGGAGCAGGAGCCCGCUGUGUGUAGGGGUCUGCGCCGCUCUCCAGGCUCUGCGGGAGGUUGUGUGAAGUUUUGUGACCUGGAGCGGUGCGGAUCCGCCCAAGUCAGUGGCCACUGAGUCAGCGCUUCUGCUGCGGCUGCAGAUGGUUGUGUCGGAGCUGCCACAUAGCUCAACAUGAACUUUAACCAUCGAGAUAAUUCAAAAAGUGAGCAGAAUAAAAUCUUUUCUUCUGAGAGCUGGCUGUGGGAUUCUGAAUUUCUCCAGCAGUACAGUCCUAUUCACUGCCUUUUGCUGAAACAGGACAUGGAGCUACGUUCCUUUCUCUGUGUUAGGUGCUGAGGAAGUUAUUUGUUUCAUCAGGGAAAUGCAGAUCCAUGAAAUUACAUUUUGUGCAAGUUGUUGUUAACUCUGUUGGCAAUGUCUAUGAUUUUAUCUGCCUCUGUGGUCCGUGUGAGGGAUGGACUUCCACUUUCUGCAUCUACCGAUUAUGACCAGAGCACGGGAAUGCAAGAAUGUAGAAAAUAUUUUAAAAUGCUCUCAAAGAAACUUUCUCAGCUUCCUGAUAGAUGUACUCUGAAAACUGGACAGUAUAAUAUAAAUUUUAUAAGUUCUCUGGGAGUAAGCUAUAUGAUGUUGUGCACUGAAAAUUAUCCCAGUGUCCUGGCUUUCUGUUUCCUGGAUGAGCUUCAGAAGGAGUUCAUCACUACCUACAACAUGAUGAAGACAAAUACUGCUAUCAGACCAUACUGUUUUAUAGAGUUUGAUAAUUUCAUUCAGAGGACCAAGCAGAGAUACAACAACACACGUUCUUUGUCAACAAAGAUGAAUCUUGCUGAUAUGCAGACAGAAAUCAAGCUGAGACCACCGUAUCAAAUUUCUGUGUCAGAACUUGGCUCAGCCAAUGGCUUUUCUCAUGUACCUGUGGGGCUGUAUAAGGGUACUGGUAAGAUAUCUGCAGCUCCUCAUCAGCGUCUGGAACCUGUGACUCUACCAGGGAUUGUCUCAUUUGUGCUUAGUCUGUUAUGUGGAGCUUUGAAUUUAAUCCGUGGCUUCCAUGCCAUAGAAAGCCUUCUCCAGAAUGAAGGUGAAGAUUUCAGCUAUGUUAUUGCAUUUUUUCUUGGAACGGCAGCCUGUUUGUACCAGUGUUACCUGUUUGUGUACUACACGGGCUGGAGGAAUGCCAAAUCCUUCCUGACUUUUGGGUUGAUCUGCCUGUGUAACAUGUACCUGUAUGAACUGCGCAACCUGUGGCAGCUCUUCUUCCAUGUGACUGUGGGAGCUUUUUCUACCUUACAAAUCCGACUGCGACAACCCCAGGGAAAGUCCCCUGAUUACAAUGUCUGACAAGUCCUGGAACAUUGAGACCAAGUCUUGUUCCAGUAGUUACUCUCAGGAAUGUAAAGCUGUUCUCCAAAAGAAGAGGCUGUCUGAAUGGAGCUUACUCUUUUUUUUUUUCCUUUUUUUUUUUUUAAUGAAUCAGUGUAAGAUGCCUGUGGACAUUUUACACUUGGUGGUUAAACUUUUUUUUUAAUUACUUUUUUUUAAAUUUUCUUGAAAAGGACACAAAAGAAUGUGGGACUAGAGGAGGAAAGUGAAGCAUAUCCAUGCAGUGAAAUGUAUGUAGAGUAGGACUGGUGGCAUAAAAAAGCUUCAUUCAUACAUUCAUGGAGAUAAUCUGAUGUGGAAUUACCUGAUGGUGUCACAUUAUCUGAUGGUGAUGUGGAAGCACAUUUUUACAUUAAUGGAGGAAUGUGUAGAGUAUGUUCUGCAUAUCGUGCAAGCUUUUCACUUCCAAGGUCAGUUUUGCCUUUGUGAGGCAGUAGGGAAUAGGCUAAACAAGUAAUAAUAAUGCUAUUGCAUAUUAGCAAACUAGCUGUGGAAUAUGUAAGAUACUAAAUUUUGGAAUGUUUUGUUUCACAUUGGCAUAUAUGUGAAUGUUUUCUUAAUUAAAAUGUAACCUGGAAACUCAGUUUCUGGGGAUUGGCUUCACCCAUGGUGCUCUGUCUUGUGCUGUAUUUUCUUUUAAUGUGUUUUCAUUAUAAUUUUCUUUUAAUUAUUCUUUGAAAUUGAUUUAUGUGGGUAAGGUUCAUUUUUUGUAACGAUUCAGAAAGUUCUGCUACUAAACCCAGGAUUCUUGCGCGCCUCGUGUGUUUGGACUCUGGAAGGGUUGAAAGGGUGGAAAGAUUGGUGAGUAAAUGGAGUGGCUUGUACUUGUUGGAAUACUGUUCUCCUUUUUAUAUGUUCUUCCUUACUUUCAGAAGUGGAUAAAUAAUUAGCUCAAACCUGAGACAGACAACUGGUGACAGGAAAAUAAUAAAUCAGUUGAUUAUCUUAAACAAGAAA
Messenger RNA from Catharus ustulatus (Swainson's thrush), 2370 nucleotides. RefSeq names its product SEC22 homolog A, vesicle trafficking protein (gene SEC22A). The record is from RefSeq and is a predicted model, not a curated record. Lineage: Eukaryota; Metazoa; Chordata; Aves; Passeriformes; Turdidae. The coding region runs from base 445 to 1371 and encodes 308 amino acids. The transcript is spliced from 8 exons. Gene Ontology annotation, biological process: endoplasmic reticulum to Golgi vesicle-mediated transport.